Nicrophorus vespilloides is the source of this 1341-nucleotide messenger RNA. RefSeq lists its product as uncharacterized. The transcript has 2 exons. The coding region runs from base 184 to 1302 and encodes 372 amino acids. NCBI's taxonomy places the organism in Eukaryota, Metazoa, Arthropoda, Insecta, Coleoptera, Silphidae. The record is from RefSeq and is a predicted model, not a curated record.
GACGACGUUUUGACACAAUUUUUUCAUGGAUAUUCAUUGUUUGCGCGUGCAUUAAGAAAGAAAUUACCCUGGCCGAAAAAAAUAUUUACCGGAGGAUUUCCUCGAAACGAGAUAACGAAUAAAUUUCAAUUUCCAUCCGGAGAAUUCAUCUCCAGUCAUCAUUAGCUUUGUUCCACAGACACGAUGCACUUGAAACUGUUCUGCGUUUUCACCCUGUGCGCGGUUUCGACGAGCGCUUUUACAAAUAAUGAAGCGAUUAGAGAUCGAAUCAUCGCGGCGAUAAAAACGAAAUUCGAGAAUUUCAACUUCGAUUUCGGCUACAUCAACGACAAACUGAGCAUGUUCAAUUUGCCAUCGAUAAACUCCAAUUUGCUGGAUAUAAUCUUGAGCAGCUACAACACUUCUUUAGUUGACGUUGGUGAAUUGGUAGCCAACAGCAAUGGGAAUAUUCUGGACGUUAUCGAGAGCGCUAACAAUCUGUUCGAAUGCGACCUGCUGUACAUCGAAGGCGAUAAGUUGCAGGUGAAUUUGGACGCCUUCAAUGAGAUCACCACGAAGGUGAAGGAAUUGCAAGUAGCCAAGUUCUUUGCGCAUCAUAAGAUCCUCGGGUACGUGGUUAGGAAGUACGUGGACUUCAAGAACAGCACUUUCUAUCCGGAAAUCAAGAAGCAGGUGUUGGCUACAAGCAUUCCUUUAGAUAGAAUCUUAGCGCAAAUCCUGGUGCGUCCGAAAGUCUUCGCGCUGGAAACCAAAGCAGCGCUCGUGCAACAAAACGCGACAGUUUUGGAGCAAAUCUUGAAACCGUUGAAAGAAGCAGUCUCAACUUUGGCUGUUUCCAUGAAGGACAUCGUGCACAGAUCCGCAGAAGAGGCCAUUUCGGCUGCGAAAUCUUUGUACAGAGAUGGUGAACCGGAGGACUUCUUCGAGAGUGUCUACGCGAGCACCGUCAACGUAGCCGUCUUGCAAAUUGAGAAACUCUUGAAUUCCAUAGUCAAAAUCGUGGAUACAUUCUUGGACAGAGCCAUCACCGACGAUGUCGCGUUGAAGCGGAUGAGCAGGGAGGUUGAAGAGAUCAAAGAGUUGACAUUCUUCCAGAAACUCACCACUUCCAUCAACAAAACUCUGAAGAAGUUCUUGAAUUCCAUCACGAUAUCGCUCAACAAAUUGACCGAGGGAUACUUGAAGGAUAUGUUGCUCACGGCUGGAGCGAUGAUCGGUGGUCUCAUCAACAAGAUCUUCCCCAAUUACGAACAGCAACUCGCCUUCAGAGCUCUACCACUCAUUGCCAACAACAAUUUUUAGAAACAUUUAUAUAGUUUAAUCAAUAAAAAAGUAAGAAGC